AUGGAUUCGAAGGUGAGCGAAACGAAGUCCAUCAAUAGAAUGACCGUUGGUGAGGCAUUCACUUCGAGUGGAGCAACGCUUGCACCCUUCACAGAACUCAUGUCGAACGUUGAUUGGCCAGUGAGCGGCGACGGCAUUUCCGACCGGUGGAAGUUCGUGGCUUUGGUGAAAAGUACUUCGGGAAACGAGGCGAUCCGCAACUACGACGGUUACGACACGAAGCGCAACCGUGUCGUUUGCAUCAGAAUUUCCAGGUUGUCUGACAAACGACAGCUUUUGAAGACAGAAGCGAAGAUUCUGGAAAAAAACGUUACUGUUGUUGCAGGGAGUGCCCAUGGUCUCAGACUGUGCGACUUCGGCAAUUGGAGCUGUUUCCAGUACCUGGUUUUCAAACAGUGUGGACCAAGCCUUCAUCAGCUGAGACGCCAGAUGCAGUCGCGUUCGUUCACCGAAGAAACGAUCGUUCGCGUGGCGGUUCAGUGCGUCGAGGCAAUCCGGGACUUGCACCGCAUCGGCUACGUGCAUCGCAACGUCAGACCGAUGGUUUUCCAUAUCGGCAGCGAGCCGAAGUCUCUCCGUACCAUAUUCUUGACCGAUUUUGAUGUUGCGAAGCGUUACUUGGACAAGAACGGUAAUCACAAACCGUACAAGGGCCGGAUUGGAUUCAGAGGCAGUACGUUUUAUGCAUCGAUCAACUCGCAUGAGAAAAAGGAACUCAGUCGCAGGGAUGACCUAUGGUCAUUGUUCUACGUCAUCAUAGAGAUGUUCAAAGGCUGGCUUCCGUGGAAGCAAAUUUACAACAGGGAAACGGCUCUUAAGCUGAAACAGUAUUAUACACCGGAAAAACUGUGCGAAGCUCUGCCACCGCAAUUUCGGAAAAUCGUCAAACACCUGCGUUCAUUGAAGUAA
Messenger RNA from Soboliphyme baturini, 909 nucleotides. NCBI's taxonomy places the organism in Eukaryota, Metazoa, Nematoda, Enoplea, Dioctophymatida, Soboliphymatidae. The record is from the annotation of a GenBank genome assembly.